This is a messenger RNA of Chelonus insularis, 1247 nucleotides long. RefSeq names its product protein PFC0760c-like. Gene Ontology annotation, molecular function: DNA binding. Lineage: Eukaryota; Metazoa; Arthropoda; Insecta; Hymenoptera; Braconidae. The record is from RefSeq and is a predicted model, not a curated record. The coding region runs from base 1 to 1215 and encodes 404 amino acids. The transcript has 4 exons.
AUGACACCGUCAUUGCGAAAUAAAUCGAAUAAGUUAAAACAAACAAAAAAAUGUGAUUCAAAAAUGAAAAGUUCUAACAUUAAGAGUGAAAAAACACCAAACAAUCAGACCACUAAAAAAAAUAAUGAUGCUCGAGAUUUGAAGCCAGAAAGAAAAAGAUUGAAUGAUAGUUCUGGUGAUAAAAAUAUAACAAAAAAACAAAAAAUAGAUGAAUCUGUUCUACGAGCUCAAGUAGAAUUGUUAAAACAUGUUCAACCAUUACUGAAAGAGUCGGCUAAUAAGGAAAAUGUUAAUGAAAAUAAUAUAAUUGAAAAUGUUUCAAAACCAUGUAUCACCCAAUCUUCAGUAAUAAAUAAAUUACUUCAUUUGCAAAAACAAAACCGGUUAUUGAAAAAUCAAAAUAAACGACUUCUUGAUAUAAUAUACCAUUCGGAGUCUAUUAGACAGAUGUCGAAGAAAACAGCUCAGAUAAAGUUUAUACUGCAAAAUUUUAAUAAAAAAAUUAAAAGAACUAUCACAAAUGAUAAAUCACAGCCGACUCGAGAUAAUAUAACUUCUCGAAACGCAAAAAAAUUGAUUAAAAUUAAUGAUCAUGAAAGGAAUAGCGGUUUUGUAAUCGAAACUUCUGAUGAUAGAAGAAAUUCAUCUAAUAAUAAUGAUCUAUGUAAUACUGCAAAUAGUGACAAUACAAAUGAGAAUGAAAAGGUGGAAAAUAAUCCAGCAUCAAACAUAAAUGAAUUAGGUGAUGAGCCACAAGAUGAGUCUUUCGAUGAAAAGAAGAUAGUAAUCACAGAUGGUGCAGUUUUAAACAAUACUCUACAAAAAUUACUGCCAGAAAAUGAAACAGUGGACUUUAUAAACUUUGGUGGAACUUUGAUUGCAAGAAAAACACUGAAUAAUUGUUGUGUUAGUAAACCAUCGAAGCUGGUAACUGAUUUAAUGACUGUUAUAUUCUCAGUCGAAGAGAUGGCUGAGUCAUCUCUUAGCGGUGAAAUACCAAAUAUUCAUAAAAAUCGCGCGACCGAUGAAAUUAGAAAGAAAAAAAAACUGGACUUUAAAAGAGUGGACGCAAUUAUAGAAUACGUUCAAGGAAAAUUCCCUGACGCAACUCGUGAAAAAAUAAAAUCCACAAUCCAAGGAAAAUUGAAAUAUGAGUCGCACAAGAAGUUUGGUGUCAAUUUUAAAGUACCAAAAAAGGAGAAAAAUGAUUCAUGAGCAAUGGAAAUAUUAUUUUACGUUAUUAGUAU